AUGGCUCCUAUCGGACAGAUCUACGGCUUUGCUGGCCACUUCAAGGUCAACCGCGUUCUCGCUGCCGCCGCCUACAAUGGCGUCGAGCUUGAGAUCGUCGAGACCCAGGCCAUGAAGGGCGACACCAAGAAGCCCGAGUUCACCGCUCUCUUCCCCUACGGAAAGAUCCCAGCCUUCAAGGGCACUGACGGCUUCAGCCUCACUGAGGGCAGGGCUAUCGCUCGUUACGUCGCCGGUCUCUCGGACAACGCCAAGCUGCUCGGCACUGACGCCAAGUCGGCUGCUCUUGUCGAACAGUGGAUCUCGUUCGCCGACGAUGAGAUCCUUCAGUUCGGUGUUCAGCUCAUGCUGAUCUGCAAAGGCCUGCUCCCCUACAACAAGGCUUACGAGCAGAAGCUCUGGGAGAACCUUGACCGAUCCUUUACCUACCUCGAGGCUGAGCUCAAGAAAAAGACCUUUAUCGUCGGUCACCGUGUCACGCUUGCCGACUUGACGCUCGCUUCUGACAUUGGCUUCGUCUUUGGCCAUGUUGCCGGUGUCAACUUCCGCUCCAAGUACCCGAACACGGUGCGCUACUUCAACACGGUCACCAAGCAGCCCACUGCUCUCAAGGCGUACUCGUCGCUGACGCUCGCUGAGGACAAUGUCAAGUUUGUGCCACCCAAGAAGGAGGAGAAGCCCAAGGCUGCCCCUGCUCCCAAGGCUGAGAAGCCCAAGGCUGCGCCCGCUCCCAAGGAUGACGACGAGGACGACGAGCCCAAGGCUGCGCCCAAGCCCAAGAACCCGUUGGACGACCUGCCCAAGUCGUCGUUCAACCUUGACGAGUGGAAGCGAACCUACUCGAACGAGGAGACGCGCGAGGUUGCGCUGCCCUGGUUCUUCAAGAACUUUGACUCUGAGGGCUACUCGGUAGUCAAGCUGGACUACAAGUACAACGACGAGCUGCAGGCUGUGUUCCAGUCCAACAAUCUGAUCGGUGGUUUCUUUGCGCGUCUCGAGGCUUCGCGCAAGUACACCAUGGGUACGCUCGGAGUGUUUGGUGAGAACAACGCCAACGCCAUCUCCGGUGUCAUGAUCUGCCGUGGUAAGGACCCCAAGAGUGUGCUCGAGGUCGCCCCCGAUGUCGACUCAUACACCAUCUCGCCCUUGGACUUGAGCAAGCCCGAGGACAAGAAGUUCUUCGAGGACAUGAUGGCUUGGGAGGCCACCGUCGACGGUAAGGCCUUCGCUGAUGGCAAGAUCAUGAAGUAA
Molecule: messenger RNA, 1251 nt
Organism: Mycosarcoma maydis (corn smut)
Lineage: Eukaryota; Fungi; Basidiomycota; Ustilaginomycetes; Ustilaginales
Exons: 2
Coding region: 1-1251 (416 amino acids)
Biological process (GO): translational elongation
Cellular component (GO): nucleus; cytoplasm
Molecular function (GO): translation elongation factor activity
Source: RefSeq, a predicted model, not a curated record